Messenger RNA from Adelges cooleyi (spruce gall adelgid), 896 nucleotides. RefSeq lists its product as uncharacterized. The record is from RefSeq and is a predicted model, not a curated record. Bases 95 to 772 code for a protein of 225 amino acids. NCBI's taxonomy places the organism in Eukaryota, Metazoa, Arthropoda, Insecta, Hemiptera, Adelgidae. The transcript is spliced from 18 exons.
AAAAUUUGUCAAUUUUUCAUUUCAAGUUUGCUUGUACAACUUUAGGUUCCUUAUCCGACAGUGUUUCUACAUUAGAAAAGUUCAUUAAUACAUUAUGCAGAAACUGGUUAUUUUUUUUAUAGCUCUCAUUAUCUUGGAAGUCUCGUUGGUCACACGAGGUCUGCCAUAUCCAGGUGAGGGUAGUAAGGAUAAGGAAGCAGAAGACCAACAAGGUGCGUCAAGCUCACAUGAAUUAGGUGAGGGCAGUAAGGAUAAGGACGCAGAAGGUGCGUCAAGCUCAGAAAGAAUCGCUGCACUACGUAGAGAAAUCAUUGAAUUAGCUAGAGAAUCGUAUUUCUCGAGUCAAAGGAAUGUACGAGACAUUGGUAGAUUAGCUAAGAAAGAAUUGGAUAAUCCGCCGCAAAAGAGUGUACAAGACCCACAAGGUGCGUCAAGCUCACAAACUUGUGGGACUUGCGAGGGAACUAUAACACCAGACCCACAAGAUGCGUCAAGCUCACGUGGUAAACAACAACUAUCAAUUAAAGAAAUUGUCGAAUCAGGUGAUGAAGAAUUUGACUAUACGCAGCAAGCGUAUGUACGAGGACUAGAUGAAGAUAGUCCGACAGCACCAGAAGAAGUCGGUGUAUUAGCUAAAGAAGAUUUGGUGGAUAACGCGCAGAAAAAAGAUGCAGAAGCUUCCAAACACCGGUUCAAGCAAGUUGCAAAUGUCCUAUGCUGUUGCCCGUCUUUUAAGAAAGGUGAAUGUGGAAAAAAUCCUGAUGGUUCAUGAUUGUAACAACAAGAAAGGAUCCAGAUGUGUCGUUGAAUAAUCCAGUAUAUUUAAAUUGCUAAACUAAAAUAUUAUAUUUUUCACUAAAUUAUAAUACAAUUUUAAUGUCUGGCUAAUUAAAAUG